AUGAGAGCUGUGGCCUGCAACGGCGCUUUCAGAGGCCAACUGGGAGCAUCAUGUCUGCGGCGGCAUCUCUCAACCACAUCCCACCUUUGGCGGGCUCCUCUUCCUAAGACGCCUGUGAAGCAGAAAGCGACAGCAAACAAGGGAAGCUUGGCUGCUGCGCUCUCAAAACUACAUUCUUCAAAGCCAGCACCUCACUCCCGAGUUGAUUCAGUUAGCCAUGGCCAUGAUCCCAACACCCGGCUGCGGCUUGACUUUGGCAAAUAUUCUGGACGACACAAACUCUUUCGCUCUACUGUGCUCCAUCGCUUUCAAAUUGUACUAAAUAAGCUGGGAGCAGCUCGGGUUGGCGUCACCUUUAGCGAAGAUGAGCUGAGUCGCCACGCAGCCGUCUUUAUGGACGCCAUUGAUCAUGCAUUCUCGCUGGCGGAAAAGGGAAUCACUCGCCGUGACAAGAAUUCGCUAUUCUGGAAUCUGCGCGAUGCCUUUGUUUCUGGAGAUAUAAAAGGCCUUACCAAGGAGGUCCACUACUCGUUCCAGUCCUUCAUCUUCGGCCAGCGCUUCUCUAAGAACAUCGAGGACAGUCACAAGCGUCUGCUCGACUUUCGAUUUCCCUACGAAUGGUUCCCUGCGACGCGGACGAUGCAACGCACCAUCCACGUCCACGUCGGGCCUACCAACUCUGGCAAGACGUACAAUGCGCUCAAGGCGCUGGAGAACUCCAAGUGCGGCGUCUACGCAGGGCCUCUCCGGCUGCUCGCCACCGAAGUGUACCAGCGCUUUAAAGCGAAGAAUAUCCCCUGCGCUCUCAUUACCGGCGAAGAAGUGCGCAUCCCUGAAAACACGGACCAGUACUUUUCCAGUUGCACGGUUGAGAUGAUACCGCUCAAUACCCGUUUCGACGUUGCGGUCAUCGACGAGAUCCAGAUGAUUGCCGAUGCCGAUCGUGGAAAUGCAUGGACCGCAGCCGUGCUGGGCGUGCAGGCUAAAGAGGUCCACGUGUGUGGCGAAGAGCGAGCUGUCAAGGUCAUACAGCAAAUGUGCGCCAGCGUUGGAGACAAGUGUGUUGUUCAUCGGUAUGAGCGCUUGAGUCCUCUUAAGACGAUGGACAAGCCGCUUGACAACGACUACAAUCUCCUGCAAAAGGGAGAUGCCAUUGUUGCAUUUAGCCGUGUAAAUCUCCAUUCACUAAAAACAAGCAUAGAGAGGAAAACAGGGCGGCGUUGUGCAAUCAUUUAUGGAUCACUGCCGCCAGAGGUUCGGGCCCAGCAGGCAGCUUUGUUCAAUGACCCCGACAACGACUAUGAUUUUGUUGUUGCUAGCGAUGCAAUUGGCAUGGGAUUGAACCUUGAAAUUCGACGGGUCAUUAUGGAGUCUGUUACAAAGUUUGACGGCAGUCAAAACCGACUGCUGACUUUUCCCGAAAUCAAGCAGAUUGGCGGGCGAGCAGGACGAUACAGAUCGGCACAGAAUCCAGAUGGCUCGACGGAUGAAUCGGAAAAAGUCGGCCUCGUCACUACUAUGGAACGGGCUGAUCUGCGCAGUGUACAGCGAGCGUUUCAAAGAAAUGUCGAGGACAUCCAAGCAGCCUGCAUCCAGCCUCCAGCAGGCAUCGUGGAGCGAUUUGCUUCAUACUUUCCAUCAGACACCCCCUUAUCCUAUAUCCUCAAAAGAAUCCAGGAGACGGCAACAGUCAGCUCGUUAUACAAAAUGGGCCUCGGAUCCGACAUUUUGGAAAUCGCAGACAUCAUCCAGGAUAUUCCGCUUACCAUUCACGACCGGCUAACUUUUUGCUACCUACCCGUUGCGCUCCGCGCCGAACGAGCCGUGGACGUGCUUCGAGCUCUAGCACAGGUCGUAGCCACAAACUCAAAGGGCGAUCUCCUCGACAUUGAGGAAAUCCCAUUAGAAUUCCUCGACAUAAACCCCGAAGACUUUUCAGGAUCCGGCCAGCAGUAUCUUUCCAAGCUGGAAGCGCUGCACGUUGCUCUGAACCAAUACGUGUGGCUGUCGUAUCGCUACUCGGGCAUGUUCCGCAGCCAAGCUCUGGCGUUCCACGUGCGGACGCUGGUCGAGGAAAAGCUCAUGAAAACGCUGGAGUGGCUUAAUUACAGCGACGAGCAGCUGGAGCGGAAGCGACAGAGCAAGCGCCAGCAGGUCAAGUCUCGCAAUGCGAACAGGUCUGCGAUUGGUGAGGGGCAUGUGGAAGGUGUGGAGCAGCAUCCGGAUGAUGAUUUGGUGAUUGAUGAAUUACCUGAGAGGAAAGAAGAGGUGCCCGCUGUAUGA
This is a messenger RNA of Trichoderma gamsii, 2283 nucleotides long. RefSeq lists its product as hypothetical. The record is from RefSeq and is a predicted model, not a curated record. Bases 1 to 2283 code for a protein of 760 amino acids. Lineage: Eukaryota; Fungi; Ascomycota; Sordariomycetes; Hypocreales; Hypocreaceae. Gene Ontology annotation, molecular function: ATP binding; hydrolase activity, acting on acid anhydrides; RNA helicase activity. Gene Ontology annotation, biological process: mitochondrial RNA 3'-end processing; RNA catabolic process. Gene Ontology annotation, cellular component: mitochondrial degradosome. The transcript has 2 exons.